AUGCCCUACACAUCUCCCCACCCUGCCUUGGAUAUUCCCAAAUGCAACAUUCUCUCAUACGUUUUCCCUCCUGAGAAGACUCCCUCCAACAAACCGCUAUGGAUGGACGCAGAGAAUCCCUCCAACAGCCUCUCGCCAGCCCAGAUGCUGUCUUGGGUCAAGAGGUUCGCGGUUGGCCUCGAUCGACUAGGCGUCAAACAGCAACAAGCCGUCAUGGUCUUCACACCGAACCAUCUCUACGUUCCCAUGGCGUAUCUCGCUGCCGCCGGAUCUAAGCGCUUCUUUACCGGUGCCAAUCCCAUCUACACCGUCAAUGAGGUCGCCCACCAGAUGAAAGCAAUUGAAGCUGCGCUUGUGCUCAUCCAUCCUUCCCUGCUCGAAACCGGUGUGGCUGCCGCCAAACAAGCCAAUAUCCCAUUAGAUAGGCUCUUCAUAUUCUCCGACUCCGAGAGUCCAACCACAAACGGCAUCAAGGAUUGGCGUUCAAUAGUCGCCUCAGAGUCAGAGGCUGAGUCGUGGAAAUGGGAUCCUCUCGAGGGGGACGCUGCCCUGGAAACCAUUGCCGCCAUCAAUUUCUCUAGCGGAACGACUGGCCUUCCCAAGGGAGUGUGCAUUACGCAUCGUAAUCUCGUUGCCAACUCUGCGCAAACAAUUUUCAACAAAUACCAUGGCACUCAGUACUCCGAGCAAGAUCCCGGACCUGAGCGUUGGCUUGCCUUCCUUCCUCUGUAUCACGCCUAUUCCCAGUUAUGGACCAUCAACAUUGCCUGCCGACUUCAAGUCCCUGUCUAUGUCAUGCCCAAGUUUGUGUACGAAGACUUUUUGAAGCACAUUCAAAACUAUAAGAUAACAACACUACAAUUAGUACCGCCGGUUCUUGUCAUGUUAAGCAAACGACCAGAGACAGCCAAAUACGAUAUCGGCAGCCUUGAACAGAUCCUUUGUGGCGCAGCACCGCUGAAGAGCGAUUUGCAAAAUGAAAUCAUGACGCGUUUCAACGUGGUUGUGGUCCAAGGCUGGGGUAUGACUGAGACUACGUGCGCCGGCAUUAUGAUGCCGGGAAUGUCCAAGGAUCUGACUGGCUCGAUUGGUCAUUUACUGCCCAACACUGAGGCGAAGCUCAUCGAUGAUGAAGGCAACGAGGUGACGGCAGAAGGCGAACCGGGUGAGCUCUGGCUGAGAGGGCCACAGAUGCUGCUAGGUUAUUGGAGAAACGAACAUGCCACCAAAGAGAGUAAGACGGAAGACGGCUGGUUUAAGACCGGCGACGUCGGCGUCUGCAAGGGCGAGAAGUGGUGGAUUGUCGACAGAAAGAAAGAACUCAUCAAGGUCAACGGAUUGCAAGUGGCACCUGCUGAAUUAGAGGCAGUUUUGCUUGAGCAUGAUGAUGUUGCAGAUGCAGCUGCCGUGGGGAUCGUUGUCCACGGCGAAGAGCUACCACGAGCCUAUGUGGUUUUGCAAGAGCGUGCCAAGGACAAGACCACAGAGGAAGAUAUCAAGGCUUUCGUGGCAAGCAAGGUGGCUAAGCACAAACGGUUGGCUGGGGGCGUCAAGUUCAUCGAUGAAGUGCCCAAGCUAGCUAGUGGCAAGAUUGUGCGCAAAUUGAUGAAGGAGUGGGCGAAGCGAGACGCAAAGGAGGUGGAAGGUACAGUGAAAGCAAGACUAUAG
Molecule: messenger RNA, 1668 nt
Organism: Cladophialophora psammophila CBS 110553
Lineage: Eukaryota; Fungi; Ascomycota; Eurotiomycetes; Chaetothyriales; Herpotrichiellaceae
Exons: 1
Coding region: 1-1668 (555 amino acids)
Biological process (GO): secondary metabolic process
Molecular function (GO): CoA-ligase activity
Source: RefSeq, a predicted model, not a curated record